This is a messenger RNA of Bipolaris victoriae FI3, 1572 nucleotides long. RefSeq lists its product as hypothetical. The record is from RefSeq and is a predicted model, not a curated record. The transcript has a single exon. Bases 1 to 1572 code for a protein of 523 amino acids. NCBI's taxonomy places the organism in Eukaryota, Fungi, Ascomycota, Dothideomycetes, Pleosporales, Pleosporaceae.
AUGUCGCGAAGUCGAACCACGCGCACCCGCUCGGCAAACUCUGGCGCCGCUGCCACGUAUGGAUAUCAUAAUACUUACCAUACACACGCCCAACUGCCCCUUGGCUCUCCGCCCUCGUAUGCCUGUGCCAUUGACCCCCAGACUAUGCAAAGGCUCCAAGCCCGAACAAAAGCAGAGCAAGAUGCCGUCCACACAACCCCUCUUCCACCGCCCUACACCUGCACCGUCGACAUCGAGGGCAUUGUGGGAAUCAAGCAGGAACUCUCGUCGCCCUUUCAAGUCUCGGGUCACCGCGAGUGGACCGACGUCUACGCUAUCCUCCGCGGCACUCAGCUAAGCCUCUAUCGCAUCAAGAACCCGCACCUUCUCAGCAAGAACAAGUCAGCCUCACCCGGCCGUCUGCUCAAGACGUUUUCUCUCCAGCAUGCUGAGGUCGGCGUCGCCUCUGAUGUUAAGAAAUCGGCUUUGGUGCCAAAAUCUCCGUUUGUUCAUUUGGUCCCUGUUGCAGCUCGUCCCAAGCUGUAUGAGUCGGACCCACAACUCUUCGAGCCCGUAAGGGAACAUCCCAUCCGACUCCGCCUCGAGUUUGAACAAUUCUUGCUGUGCCCCCAAUCCGAGGAAAGCAUGCUCGACUGGGUGGAAUCCUUCUGUGCUGCCAUUGACAUUAGCGCCCCGCUAGAGGAUCGCAGCGAGCCUCGCUACAGAAGUUUGCCCCGAAGGAGUCGCAGGCAGCGAGUCUUGGAUGCUGCACAGGUUGGAGAAAAUUUCGAGGGUUUGUCAAGCAUAGAAGCUGGCCGUCGCCUGAUUGCAGAACAGGAGCAGAUUAUGCGACAACUCUACCCCAACCUAGCAGGAAACCGCGAGCCAAGCACAAGCCGCUCAUCUCCCUCUGCCGAUGCUGAGCUUGACGACUUUGACCCAGAAGAUGUUCGCUUCCCUACACGAGAGGCCCAACAGUCUCUGGUGCGUGUCUCUUCCCAAGACCAGGCCGAUGACCAGCAAUCCGAGAACGGAUCCGACCCCAAGUCGACACCUCUGCCUCCACCUUCGCCCGCGCAAAUGAUGCGCUACCGUCGCCGUUGUGCACCUGUACUGCUCGCUUCGUCACCGCGGGUAAGCGAUGUUGUUUUUGCCAAGGGUCAGCGUUUCCGCAUCAGCGUAAAGGCUCACAUGCUUGUUGAGUACACCGCCCACCCGCCGCGCUAUGAUGCACAUGGUUUUCCCAAGACCAGGAGACCGUCUCACACCAGCGCAAGCCAAGAUCCCCCCGCGCCAGUUGCAGACGAAACAGAGCCUGCAACCAUUGUACCGGAACGACCAAGCUCCCCAGUCCGGGGUAUUAGCGAUGAUUCUAUAACGUCUAUUUCAUUUGGCGAAGACCUCGCCCCUAUUAACUCAAAGUCAAACACCGAUGAGACGGGUCCAUCAGGCCCGCCCUCACCAACUGGCAAGGCGCCCAUGGCGGCAGAUGCCGCCCGCCAGUUGGACACCAUUGACAAGAGACGGCCCAGCAUAGAGAGCCGCGAGGCCAGCCUGAACCCCGUCAGUCUCGGUGUCGGACUGCUCAUUUGA